AGCUCACUAUGAAGAUCUUGUGUUUAAUCUCGGUUGCAUUGGCAAUCCUGGCCGUAGCUCAGGGCUACGCCAUCGGAGCUCCACAGACUGCAUGCACCUCGAUGGCUCCUAACCCUGGUGCUUAUGGACACAAUGCUCAACCACAAACAACAACUCCUCCAUACAGAGUGACAAUGGACGUGCCCUGCAACGGUUACCUACCUAACAAGAAAUACACAAUGACACUGAGACCUACUAACAAAUCACAUCAAAUUGAAGGCUUUUUAUGCCAAGUACGCAAGGCUGACGGGUCGGACACAACGGCCAUUGGCAUGUUCUCUGCUUUCAACCCCAAAGGCAAAGCUAAACACUUGGCUUGCAAUUCUCCCAAGGGAGCUGUCACUCACAAAAACAAUAAAGGAAUUCACGAGUUUCAAACCACGUGGAAGGCCCCAUCGAGCAUACCGAACUACAACUUGAGCGCAUUCUGCACAGUCGUGGAGCACAGAGACACAUAUUGGUUAAAAGUUCCGUCUGCCUUCUUCACGGCUGCAAAGAGCAAAACAGACAAUUGCGUGCACGGGCAGUGCGUCGCACUCAACGCCAAGAGCUCACGCUGCAGGUGUGAAGCAGGAUACAAUGGUCCAACGUGCGAAUCCGGUAACAGUGACUCCUUAUUAUAUAAUAAUCGCCUAAUUAAUUAACACGUGCACUACUGACUGUUCUUGAUUUGCGUCCUUUUCGUUCUAAGUUCAAACAGGUACAAAGCCAUUAAGGCCACCACCGAUACGCGAUGAUAGUUGCAAGGAGUUCAUGAGAGAAUGGGCUUCCAAACUUAGGGAAUGGAAGGAGUUCUUUGACAAGUACCAGGAGGUGUUCGCUACAGAUUUGUCGCCUACUAAUGCCACUUUGCAUGAUGACGAUUCUCAUGAUGGCCAUUCUCAUGAUGGCCAUUCUCAUGAUGACCAUUCUCAUGAUGACGAUGACAAGUAGCACGAACGGAAGCUGAAUUAUCGUAAUGUUUAGUGUGUUUGCGGAGUUGUUUGAAUGUACAAAUGUUUGCUUGAAAAUAGUACUCUUGACUCACUGUGUACGUUUGUUGGUCGUACCUAACAACAGUAAAUGGUUGAGUUACUGAUUGGCGUUUGUACGUAACACA
This is a messenger RNA of Corticium candelabrum, 1138 nucleotides long. Its product is annotated as putative defense protein 3. The coding region runs from base 9 to 683 and encodes 224 amino acids. The transcript has 6 exons. The record is from RefSeq and is a predicted model, not a curated record. Gene Ontology annotation, cellular component: membrane. NCBI's taxonomy places the organism in Eukaryota, Metazoa, Porifera, Homoscleromorpha, Homosclerophorida, Plakinidae.